Heterocephalus glaber (naked mole-rat) is the source of this 2632-nucleotide messenger RNA. RefSeq names its product arylacetamide deacetylase. The record is from RefSeq and is a predicted model, not a curated record. Gene Ontology annotation, molecular function: carboxylic ester hydrolase activity. NCBI's taxonomy places the organism in Eukaryota, Metazoa, Chordata, Mammalia, Rodentia, Bathyergidae. Gene Ontology annotation, cellular component: membrane.
AAGCACACUAGUUAAUAAAGUUUGCUAUUAAGCACAACCAGGAAGUUUACCUUUUGUGCUCCUGAAGACAGAGAAGCAUAGGAAUUACACCAUGAGAAGAAACUCACUGUAUCUUCUGAUUGUGGUGGUCCUUGUGGCAUUUUAUAUUCAUGGGACUCUCCCAGGUAAUUUUGAUGAGCCAUGGAAACUAAUGUGGUUCAACAUACGUCUGAAAAUUUUUGUGCAUUUGGGUACAUUUUUGGAGUUUUUGGGACUUUACAAUUUUUUGGAUUUACUUGCGGUUACUACAGCAUUAAAUGAAGUUCCUCCAACUUCAGAUGAAAAUGUCAGUGUAAUUGAGACAAAAUUUGACAAUACUCCUGUCCGUGUAUAUGUACCAAAGAGGAAGGCAGAGACACUAAGAAGGGCUGUAUUUUAUAUACAUGGUGGUGGCUUCUGUUCUGGAAGUGCUGCUUUACAUAAUUAUGAUCUCCUCUCAAGGUGGACAGCAGAGAAACUUGAUGCUGUUGUUGUAUCAUGCAACUACAGAUUAACACCUAAGUAUCAUUUCCCAUUACAAUUUGAAGAUGUAUAUAAUGCCUUAAGGUGGUUCUUAAGCAAAAAUGUUCUUGAAAGCUAUGGCAUAAACCCAGAAAAAGUCUGCGUUUCUGGAGAUAGUGCAGGUGGAAAUUUAGCUGCAGCAGUGACUCAGCAGCAAUUACAAGACCCAGAUGUGAAGAUCAAAGUCAAGAUGCAGUCUUUAAUUUAUCCUGCACUUCAGGCUUUUGAUUUAGAUUCUCCGUCAUACAGAGAAUAUUCACAUAUGCCGACUCUGUCCAAAUCGCUGUUGGUCCGGCUCAUGAGUGAAUAUAUUACAACAGACAGAUCACUUGAGAGAGCCAUGCUUUCCAACCAGCAUGUAUCUGCAGAAUCAAGUCAUCUAUUCAAGUUUGUUAACUGGAGCUCCUUGCUUCCUGAGAGAUUUAGAAAAGGACAUAUUUAUAACAACCCAAUUUAUGGUAGUUCUGAGUUAUCUCAAAAAUACCCUGGGAUCCUAGAUGUGAGGGCAGCUCCUCUGUUGGCAGAUGACAGCAAGUUGCGUGGUUUACCCCUGACCUUUGUCCUCACUUGUCAGUGUGAUGUCUUAAGAGAUGAUGGACUGAUGUAUGUCACCAGACUUCGGAAUGCUGGUGUUCAAGUGACUCAUAAACAUAUUGAGGAUGGAUUCCAUGGAGCAUUUGCCCUUUUGGAAUUUAAAAUUGGUUAUAGACUGAUAAAUCAGUACAUUAAUUGGCUAAAAGAAAAUCUAUAGUAAAAUAUGUAUAUAUUUUUAAAAUAUUGUCAAUCUUGAAGCAUCAGAAAAUCCACAUUAGAAAGUGGACUGUUUUGGAAUAGUCAAUUUAAGGUCCACAUACAGCAUAAUAAUUCUUGUUGCGAAUAAGUUUGUUGUUUGGGUUCUUAUACUUAGGGAUUUCCUUCAACAUUUCACAUUGUGAAUGUGCUAUUUCUGAAAAUUUUCCUCUUAUGUUGUUAAUCUUAUUUUUUAAUAUUAUAUUUUGUUUUAUACUCUUUGUUUUCUGUGUUGGCUAUUAUUUGCAAUUGGAGGAGGAAAAAUAUGAGAAAGUAUUGCUUGUCUGAGUAAUGUUAUCAUUUGCCUCAAUGUGCAUUUGGGGAUUGAAGCCCUCCUAUACACUUGAGUGCCAAGUCUUUUCAAAAGCAGUUUCCCCAAUACAAUGUCAUUUUUUUCCACAGUAAAUUUAUCUACUUUGAAACAUUUCUAGAAUCCAGGUACCAAGUGUUAUACUAUUGAUAAUUAUUGUGACACUUUGAGGAGUUAGUCCCUGUGGAUUUGGGGGAAGGCAGAGAAACUGAAGUUCAGUAAAGAUGGAAAAGGUCUUCAAGAUGGACAAUGACUUAGUGACAGCAACAGCUAUUCUGUAUAUGUAAGUAGAUAACCACUAAUAAAAUAUCAUAGAAAAUUUUAACUCGUGAAAAGUCCAUCCUGACAUGGCAUAGAGAAAGGUAAGAUAAAAUGAACUGAAUUACAAUUUGGGUGGAAAUAUUUAUUUUCCUCAUGAACUAUGCAAUGCAUCAUCAUCACAAGUGAGCACAUGGAAAGGCACCUUUAAGUGGUACAAGAGUUCCAUCAGUGUACCAAAGAUAUCUUCAUCUCUUUUUGACUUCACUAUUCUGAGUUUUUUUGUGUUUAUACUCACAAUUGUAUUUUUGAGUGCCAGUCAAAUAUUUGAUGCUGGCAGAGAUGGGUAGAGAAAAAUAACUACAUUUGAGUUUAUUCCAUUUUAUGAGGAAAACAGUAGUAAUCUCAAGAAUUUUUACCAAUAAAUUUCUUAUCUUGAAUUUUCUAGAAUACUGUCAUAAGAAAUUUUGCCAUUGACAGUAUUACAAUGUCUUUCCUUAAUAAAUAAAACAUUAACAGGCAGCUAACAUACAUAGGAUGUAUACCUACAGCAAUAACUUGUUAAAUAUUAAUUCUGAAAUAAUUAUUUUCUGGAUAAAUAAGUUCAUUGUUAAUAGUAAUUAUAUGGGUAUACAGCUAAGUUGAAUGUGUGUUCCCCAAAAUUGUUUCUGUAACCUAUAAAAACACCAAAUGUGUUUUCUUCUUUGAAAUAAAUUAAUUCAUUCAUGACUGGUA